Messenger RNA from Dinoponera quadriceps, 517 nucleotides. RefSeq names its product transmembrane protein 258 (gene kud). Bases 120 to 362 code for a protein of 80 amino acids. The transcript has 3 exons. Gene Ontology annotation, cellular component: membrane-bounded organelle. Gene Ontology annotation, biological process: protein N-linked glycosylation. The record is from RefSeq and is a predicted model, not a curated record. NCBI's taxonomy places the organism in Eukaryota, Metazoa, Arthropoda, Insecta, Hymenoptera, Formicidae.
GUACACAAUGUGGAUUCCCGAACGCGUCCUUUAUCUUAACUCCUGGAGUAAAUUAACCGACCGGUCUUGUCGACGAAUGUUGUAUCUCUUCUCUAGCCACGUCAAGCGCGUUAAUAAAAAUGGUGGAAAUUGAGUCAAUGACGAGAUACGUCUCACCUGUGAACCCAGCUGUCUUCCCGCUGCUGGCUGUGGUGUUGUUAGGAAUCGGAGUGUUCUUUACAGCCUGGUUCUUCGUGUAUGAGGUCACAAGUACCAAAUUCACACGAGAUAUAUUCAAGGAACUCCUGAUCUCCCUGGUCGCGGCAAUAUUCUCCGCCUUCGGGGUAUUAUUCCUGCUGCUCUGGGUCGGGAUUUAUGUAUAGUCUUAACAUAUUUGUUUCAGCUUAGGUUAGUCGGCAAAAGAAAAUAAGUAUACUUGAUGGCAUUUAAAUUUUGAAACAAAAAAAAUAACACAUCAUUUUCAAGAUUUAUUAUACACACCAUAGUUGAAUAAACGCAUUUGUGAGUAUUUUAUAUA